AGUUUUGGCGGCCCCUGCUGUUUAGUGGUGAACUGCAGUUACGCUACGUUUGGUCUUUCUGAGCCACCGUACCUCAGCAGCGGUCUGUGUGUUUCUGUGCUGCGGCUCUGUGUUAACUGCAGUAGUCACUCCAGUAAAACGGAAGUAAGAAAAGUACAUAUUGUCAUCCAGAAAUUAAAAUAUUCCAGGGAUUUCCAGGAAUUUCUCCUAAAAUUCAUCAACACAACAAAAAGGAUAUUGAAAUUGCAGAAAUUGUUUGAAACGUUUAACAAAUAAACAAAGCAAAGUCCCGACAUGGAGAAACAUCACCGGCGCAUUCACACAGGAGAGAAACCAUAUCACUGCUCAGACUGUGGGAAGAGUUUUAAUCUACAGAGUAAUCUCAAAAUACACCAGCGCAUUCACACAGGAGAGAAACCGUAUCACUGCUCAGACUGUGGCAAGAGUUUUACUAAACAGAGUCAUCUCAAACAGCAUCAGCGCAUUCACACAGGAGAGAAACCGUAUCACUGCUCAGACUGUGGGAAUAGUUUUAAUCUACAGAGUAGUCUCAAAACACACCAGCGCAUUCACACAGGAGAGAAACCGUAUCACUGCUCAGACUGCGGGAAGAGUUUUACUACACAGAGUCAACUCAAAAUUCACCAACGCAUUCACACAGGAGAGAAACCGUAUUACUGCUCAGACUGUGGGAAGAGUUUUAAUCAAGAGGGUAAUCUCAAACGACACCAGCGAAUUCACUCAGGAGAGAAACCGUAUCACUGCUCAGACUGUGGGAAGAGUUUUAAUCGACAGAGUAAUCUCAAAAAACACCAGCGAAUUCACACAGGAGAGAAACAGUAUUACUGCUCAGACUGUGGGAAGAGUUUUAAUCAAGAGGGUAAUCUCAAACGACACCAGCGAAUUCACACAGGAGUGAAACCGUAUCACUGUUCAGACUGUGGGAAGAGUUUUAAUCAACUGAAUUAUCUUAAAAAUCACCAGCGCAUUCACACAGGAGAGAUAACUAUCUCAGAUGUUCCACUGCAAUAAAAAGUGCAAAUUCUAAAUCGUUGACAGCCAAAGCACCUUAUUCCACCCAGAAUCUUCACUCUGUCACUUCACUCUGUCACUCUGACACAUUCCACCAGAAACAAUCAAGAACUGAAUUUAACAAUGGCUUUUACAGGUUCAGCAAAAUGAAUCUUAUCUGGGGAUGUUGUUUAAUGUAUUCCAUGAUAUGUUUUUCCCAGACGUGUAUGUAUAAAGACAUGUAAAAAAAAACUAGAAACUCAGACUUAAGUAAAAGUACAAGUAUAUUUAUUUGAUUAGAAUCUGAAGUGUUAUUUAAGUUUCAUACUUGUUGUACUUGUGUUGCAAGUAGUUUUUCUACAUAUUUGAAUCUAGUACUGAAAGCAAAUUACAACUAAUGUGUUAUGUAGAUAUUAUGGAAAGAACUCAAAAGUUUGAAUAUCAUCUUGUUUAUAUUAUUUCUAAUGUUUAUAGAGUACAUUUACAUGAAGUCUUAAAUUAACUUUUUGUGUUGAACACACACAGCAAACUCAGCCACACUGCCCUCCCUUAAAAAACAUGGACUGUAAAUGAAUUUGAGAAGUGUCUCCAGGGGGAGGUUGAACGUCAUAUCAGUAGUGAAGUAAAAAAUUAU
Astyanax mexicanus (Mexican tetra) is the source of this 1645-nucleotide messenger RNA. Its product is annotated as zinc finger protein 239-like. Gene Ontology annotation, biological process: regulation of transcription by RNA polymerase II; central nervous system development. Gene Ontology annotation, cellular component: nucleus. The record is from RefSeq and is a predicted model, not a curated record. The coding region runs from base 295 to 1032 and encodes 245 amino acids. Lineage: Eukaryota; Metazoa; Chordata; Actinopteri; Characiformes; Acestrorhamphidae. The transcript has 3 exons. Gene Ontology annotation, molecular function: RNA polymerase II cis-regulatory region sequence-specific DNA binding; DNA-binding transcription factor activity, RNA polymerase II-specific.